AUGUGUCGGAACAAUGCCGAACAGACGUUGCUAUAUUCACAGAAAGUCUUGCCAUAUUCUCCGCCACCGUUGCAAGUUGCAACGGCAGCUGUAGUGAAGAGCAAAAGAAGAUUCUGGAAAAGAACUUGUUCUCUGUUAAGGAUCGAUGCGUUUGGAAAACUGCCAGCUGGACUACUGGAAGUUACCCUUGUCAGUCCGGGUUCAUACAGCGAAUGCAUGAGUCUUGUUGCUCCAUACGAUGUUCAUUAUUGUUAUGCUACUGCCAAAAUUGCAAAUCAGACUGGUUCACCGAUUGGUAUAAAAAUGGCUGUUUGUAUGCCGAAAAGCUGCAACGAAGAGGAUAUCCCGAAAGUGCUAGAUUCCAUUAAAAUGGGAGGUAUUAUACCUCUUACCUAUACAUCUUCAACUUGCGUACCAACAAAUGUGAAACCUACAACUGCUUUCUGGAUAUUUAUGAGUUUCAUGGCUCUCUUUAUCUUUUGGGCUGUGCUUGCAACUGUUGUUGAUUUCGCUUCAGAUGUCUACCACAUGAGAGUGGACAGGGAAGCAAAAGUUACCCGUCUGCUUCUUGCCUUCUCCAUCUACAGCAAUGGAGGCGCUAUAUUUGAGACAAGCCCACAUAAGGAAGGAAGUCUCAAAUCACUUGCAUCAAUUCGUUUCAUUUCGAUGACAUGGGUGGUUGCUGGGCAUACGGUAGGACAGAAUGCCUUAGCUGCAGAUGCACUUGGGCCCCAGAUGCACUUGGGCCCGUGCUCACUUUGUGGGAUUCCCUAUUGUCCACAACAAUCACAAACGCUUUCUUCUCUGUGGAUACCCUGCCAGAAGUAUUGGUGGCGUAAUGCGCUCUAUAUUAAUAAUCUUUUCAGAAACUCAACGGAAUGUUACCCUAUCACUUGGUAUUUGGCUGUAGAUACACAAUUAUUCUUUAUUGCUCCAAUCUUUUUGGUCACGCUAGCUUUAUGGCCAAUUAUCGGUAAGUUUUCGGCUGCCAAAUAAAG
Molecule: messenger RNA, 998 nt
Organism: Strongylus vulgaris
Lineage: Eukaryota; Metazoa; Nematoda; Chromadorea; Rhabditida; Strongylidae
Source: the annotation of a GenBank genome assembly